GAGCCUGACAAUUUGCAUGUUCUGGGACCAGGGAUCACUGACGGUAAUUAUAACUGCUCCCCUCUUUAAGUAAACAUGGCCCCAUUUACCCAUCGGACCCCCCCUGGAAUGGUGGUAGGGACACAUGCUUUUUUACUGUAAUUACUGUAAUUCAUUCAUUUGUUCAACACAUGUGCUGGAAAGGGGGUGAGCAUGGGAGAGAGAAACAAAGAUGAAUGAGAUAAGACAUGUCCCUGCACUUGAGAGGGGAUGAGGGUCUGGAUAGAGUUGAGACUGUUGGGACAUGAGAGAAGGAGGUGGGGGGUGGGGUGGAGAAUGGAUAACCUGAAGAUCUGAUGACCAGUUAACAGAGAGAGAAGUCAGGACAAAGAGCAGGUUGUUGUAGUUUUAGGGGGAGAGCUGAAGGGAACUCUAGAGACCACUAAGUCCAAGCCUUUCAUUUUACAAAUGAAGAAACUGAGCCCCAGAGAAAGGAAGAGGUUUGUCCAAGGUCACACAGCAAUUAUGAUUUCUGUCUGGGACUAGAUAAAUAAUUAUAUACAAAAUUGGAGCCAUGAUCCUGUGUCUGGCAUUGGGUUCCUACGCUUGCACUUAUUGAGCUAAUAUCUUACUGGGGAUGGCCAAGGGAUGGUGGAAGUGGCCUAGGCCACCAUCUUCAAGGUCUGAGGGAAGGAGACCCUCAACAGAUAUUCCCCCCCCCCCAUACACACAACUUCUCUCUGCCCCUUCUUGUGAUUAGGAGAAUCUUCUCUGGUUGCCUCAAGGCUAAGCAGCAGACAGAGACAUGGUAGAGUCAAAAGAAUUUAAGUCUGUAGUCAAACCCCAUAAGGGAAACAGAGAUAAGACAAACAUAGCCAAAAUCACGGUGUUCAGAGGUUCAGCCCAAGGUCAGUGAAGUUUGCAGUGACAUUUAAAAAAAAAUUUAUUUUUGGUGGCAGUGACAUUUUUUUUUUUAGUGAGGCAGUUGGGGUUAAGUGACUUGCCCAGGGUCACACAGCUAGUAAGUGUUAAGUGUCUGAGGCCAGAUUUGAACUCAGGUACUCCUGACUCCAGGGCCAGUGCUCUAUCCACUGCACCACCUAACUGCCCCAGCAGUGACAUUUUUAACACCUGGUUCCUGGGCUGCCCCUUUCCCUUCCUGCCAUUCCAUGUCCCACCCCCACCCCCAGCCUGAAAGAUCAGCAGCUCCCCUACUCUUGACCACCCCUCUCCUUUUGGCAACAUAAGUGGUGGUUCAGUUUUGACCUUCCUCCUUUCCCUGCCUCGUAUAGCAAGCUGCUCUCCCACCUGUCUGGGUCAGGCGACAAGAGCAUGCUCCUGAAAUCCAGCACCAUGGACAAAGUCCCAGAAAUCCACACUGAGUGUGAAGACAGCCAGGAGGUAGAGAGAUGCCUAGCAGGCAGUUGAAAAAUGUGGGUCUGGAGACUGGAGAGGGACAUAAGAGCUUCUAAAAUCUCAGAAUUAGAAUGGAUCUCCGAGGUCAACUAGUCCAAUCUUAAGCCAAAUCAUGAAAGCAGUCUAGCCUCUAUCCUGAAGCCUAGUGGAGAGAAUGCUAGACUUGCAGUCAGGAAGACAGACUUGAGUUUGAAUCCUGCCUCUGAUUCUUACUAGCCAGGCAACCAUAUGCAAGUUUCUGAAUUUUUCAGCCUCAUUUUCUUCAUCUGUCAAAAAUAUAAAGAGGGGGAUAAAAAUAGCACCUGCCUUUUUGUUGUGAUUAUCAAAUAAUAUCCAACAUGUAAACUACUAUAUUAAAGUGUCAGCUAAUAUUGUUUCCUCCGCUGUAAGCGGGGAGGGGGGGGGGGUGGACUAGAAGAUCUCUAAUGGCCCUUGCAGCUCUAAAUCUCUGUUCCUAUUUACCUCCAUGGGUGGGAAGGGAUUAGUCCUCAAGAUAGCUCACUUCAUUUUCGGACGUUCUAAUUGUUUUGGAAGUUUCUUCUUAUGUUGAGCCAAAUUCUGUCUCCCUAUAACUCCAAUGUCCUCCCAUGACGGGGAAGUGGUCAUUGAAGCCAUGGGAAUGGAUGAGCCCACCAAGGGAAGGGAGUGAAGAGGGGAAAAGACUGAAGACAAAGCCCCGUAAAAUGCAGAAAUCUAGGGGACAAGUGGCAGGAGAAGAAAAGCCAAUGAAGGAGACUGUCUCCUAUCUCUCUAGCUGCCCCUCCUAUGUUAGGAUAGAUCAGAAAAAUAGAACAAGUCUGGAACUGAGAGAGGAAAAGGAGUAGCAAGAAGGAGGGAAGAGGGGCAGCUAGGUGGUGCAGUGGAUAGAGCACCGGCCCUGGAUUCAGGAGGACCUGAGUUCAAAUCCGGCCUUAGACACUUAAUACCUACUAGCUGUGUGACCCUGGGCAAGUCACUUAAACCCAAUUGCCUAAAAAAUAAAAAAAAUAAGAAGGAGGGAAGAGCUGCCUUGGCUUCCUCAGGGAUAUUUGGUGGUAAGGUCCUUAAAGACCCCGGAGGGAGCAGGGUUUUUUUUUGGGGGGGGCGGGGAUCAGUUAGAAAUCACAUUGCUAAGGGUUGAGGAAUGAGUGGGUGGUGAAGCAGAGGCAAUGAGUAGGGAUGACUCCAGAAGUUUGGCAGUGGAGGUUCUCACAGGGACAGGGGAAGAUUUUUCAUCUAUUCAUUCAUGAAUUCAGCAAGUAUUUAUUAAGUGGCUACUGUGUACCAAGCAUUUCUCUAGUCACUGAGGAUGGUUUUCAUGCAAUGGGAAGGUUGUUUUGUAUGAAGAUAGGGAGAGAUUGAAGAUGCAAGCGAAGAGAUGAAGGGAGAAGUCAGGAGGGGAUCAGAUCAAGGACACAGAAAGAAGGGUCAGUGUUGAUAAGGGGGGUUGUGUGCCCUCUAAGACAGAAGGGAAGGAGGGGAGGAUGGGCAGAGACCUGAAGUUCUGAGAUGAUGGGGUAGUGGAGAGAGUAUAGGCUCCCAUCAGAUAGUUCCUCACCCCUAGCCCUACCCUCACCCCCUUGGAGAAGCUAAAUGGGCCUCAGCUCAUUCACAAACCUGCUUAAGCCCCUUGGGAGGGGACUUCCUGAGGGCUGAGCAGAGACCCCAUCUCUGUCCUCGGCUUGGGACCGCCCACCAUGGCUGCCCCAGCUCCUGAAACGGCUGCUGGAGGAGGGCAGGCCCCGCAUGGAGCGGCUCCUGCAGGACACUCCGGAACGGCCAACUGAAGGAGGCCAAGAGCGAGAGAUCUUCACUAGGCUCCAGAAGCAGUGGGACCAGCUGACACAGAAGGCAGAGGCCAGGUGGAGGCUCCUUGAGCAGUUAGUACCUGCAGCUCGGCAUUUCCAGGCAGCUCGUGACACCUUUGUGGCCUGGCUGGGUCCUGCUGAGCGGCUCCUGGCUCAGCUCUGGUGGGAGGAGCCUGGGACUGGCCCCCUCCAAGGUGCUCUGGAGCAGGUUCAGGGGGUAUGUGAGGAAGUCCGGCAGAAGGCAUCGGACAUGGACAUUGUUCGAGAGACGGGCCAGAGGCUCCUGGAGCUGGUGGUGGGGGAGGAGGCCCAGCUGGUACGGGAGCAGCUAGAAGAGCUUCGGGUGAGGUUGCUGCUGGCCGGGCAGAGCGGGGCCCACAUCAGACUUAGGCUGGAGCAGACUCUGGAGGCAGCCACGCGACUGCAGCCAUCUGGAGAGCCGCCACCACCUGCAGCCUGGCUGGGGAGAUUGGAGCAGGCAUGGGCAGCGGCAGAGCCUGGAGAACGGGAAGACAGAGAGCAGUUGCGGAAAGCCAUAGGGGAGGAACUGGGUCGCCUGGACAUGCUUGGGCAGCGGGUGGAAGAGCUGAAUGGAGUGACCCUGGAGCCUUCUGCACUCCAGGCCCAGCUGAGUCAACACAAGCUUCUGGCUGCAGAACUUCUACAGCAGCAGGAGUUAAGGACCCGCCUCCUGGGACUCUUGGGUGCUGGAAUUCCCAGCCUCUGCCCCUCUGAGGAGAAAGAGCAACUCCAGGCUGAGCUGGAGCUCCUUCGGAGUCAGGCUCAGGAGGUCCAGCAGAGCAGCACUGCAGGAGUGCUGUGCCGGGAGCGGGCCCUCUCCCUGCUAGCCCAGUUUGCGGAAGCCCAGGGUGAAUUGGCCCCAUGGCUGAAAGAAGCCCAGGACAUUGUGGCCCAUCUCAACCCACAUGCAGUUGCUGGCAGCCCUGAGGCCUGCAGGGAGCAGCAGGAACUGCUACAGCAUCUGCGGGAGGCCAUUGCAGAGCACAGGCCCCUGGUGGGGAAGCUGCAACGGGUGUUUGUACAGCUCAAAGACCUGAACCCAGUCCAGUGCGCACCCUUCCAGGAAGCCUGGCGGGUCGCUGAGGAGGAGCUGGGGGCCCUGAGGGCCCGAGUGGACAGUGUGGCAGCCACUCUGGGGCAGACUGUGCCCCAGUACACUCAGCUGAGCGAAAGGCUGGCCCGGCUGGCAGAACAGUUGGAACAACUGGCCCGGAGAGUGGAGAAUGUGGGGACGGUGCGGGCUGAUGCCCAGCGUAUCCGGGAGCAGCUUCGGGAGCAGAGCCUGCUGCUGAGCGAGCUAGAGCCCGUGGGGGCAGCACUGGAUACUGCCCGGGCUCGAGCCCAGGAGCUGGGGGCUGGGGUCACUGGGACCCUGGAUGAAAGCUCCGAGGCUGGGCUAGGGCCUCGAGCAGUGCUUCAGGCUGAGGCAGAUCACCUGUGGGACCGCUGGUCAGGGAUGCAGGCUGCAGCCCAGGAACGGGCCAACUGGCUGCGGGUUGUGUUGGCACUGGCCGAACAGUUCUGGCAGGGCCUAGCUGAUCUGGCCACCAGUCUGGCUGAUACACAGCAUCUGGUGCUGCACAUGGAGGAUGCAGGGCCAGAGCCUGAAGGCAUCCGGAGCAGGCUUGGCGCCAUGCAGGCAUUGAGGGAGGAGGUGGAUGGACUACAGAGUGAGCUGGAUGCCCUGGGGGCCCUGGGCCUGGAACUUCUGUCUGCCUGUGGGGAUGGGGACCGCCCUGAGGUGACCCGAAGCAUGGAUGAGCUCUAUGCUUCCUGGCACAGCCUGAGUCGUGUGUGGACUGAGCGUCACCGGCAUCUUGAGGAACAGCUUCAGGAUGCCCUCAGUUACCAGGAGGCCAUGCAGAGGCUCCUGGCUUGGCUGGAAGGAGCUGAGUUACGGCUGGGUCAAGACUUCCGUGUGGGGGGUACCUUGGAGCUGGCAAAGCAGCAGCUGGAAGAGCUAAAGGACUUCAAGAGAGAGCUCUAUCAGAGCAGGGUAGAGGUGGAAAGCUUGAGGCACCGUCCUGCCCCAGGGGGGCCAGAAGACCCCAGUCCUCCCCCUCUGUUGGGGGACUUCCGGCUCCGCUGGGACCACUUGGAGCAAGAAACUGGGAGUCGGCAGCAACAACUGGAAGCUGCCCUGCUGGGCCUGGGCCAGCUGCAGCCACAGCUGGAAGAGUUGGUGCAGUGGUUGGGCCACACGGCAGAGCAGCUGCAGGGAGCACCAGCUGUGGUCAGCCUGGAUCUGCCCAGCUGCGAGAUCGAGCUGGCCAAGCUCCAGGUGCUGCAGAAUGAUGUGCUGUCCAGGGCGCAGACAGUUCAGUCAGUGAGUGAGGCGGCCCAGGGGCUGCUACAGGCCGGACUUGGAGAGGCCGAGGCAGGACUCCGGGCCGCGCUUCAAACCCUGGACCAGCGCUGGGAGGCCGUCCAAGGAGAGAGCCAGAGCCGGCAGCUGCAGCUGGAGAACAGCCGGGCCCAGUUGCAGGAUGUCGAACUGGGGAUGGCAGAAUUGCUUCAGUGGCUGGAGCAGGUGGACUUGGGGCUUGUUCUCAUCAAACCAUCCUGGGGACCCCCAGACCCGCCCCAGGAGAGGCUGGCCCGGCACCUGGAGCUGUGCCGCGAGCUAGAACAGAAGCAGCCGGAGUACGAGGGGCUGAGACAGCGCCUGGGGAGGCUGCUCCCGCCCCCGCCGUUGGCGGGGCCCCGGCCCCCUCCUCGACCUGUGGGCACCGAACAUAGCCUCCGGCUGCUGGAGCAGACCUGGGAGCGUGUGGCGGCUCGGGCCCAGGAACGCAAGGUGUGGCUCUCUGAAGGCCUGGCACUCACCACGGAGUUUCACCAGCGGCUGCAGGCACUCUUGCGCUGGGGGGCCCGAGUAGAGGAGCACCUCGGGUCCCUGCCACCCCCUAGCCUUGUUUUGGACACCGUCUUGGCCCAGCUGCAGGAGCACAAGGUGCUGGCCCAGGAGGUGGCGGUGCAAGGGGAGAAACUGGGUGCCCUGGAGGUGGUGGCUGGACGGCUGAGGGGCUUUAGCCCCGAGCAAGACUGUGCUCUCAUCCAGAGCCUGGUGCUGAGCACUCAGGAACGGCUAGGCCGGGCUAUCCAGAGAAUAGGUGACCGUGGCACAGCCCUGGAGGAGGCUCGACGAAGGGCUAAGCAGUUUAUAGAAUCCCGUCAGCUCCUCCUUGACUGGCUGGAUGAGGUGGAGCCCACACUGAUGCUGCCUGGAGAUGUGGCCCUGAGCCAAGAGGAGAUCAAAGAACAGCUGAGUCAACACAAGGAAUUCCAGCGAGAGCUUCGGGGCAAGCGGCCGGUGUUUGAGGCCACGCUGCGGGGGGGCAGGGCACUCCGAGAAGGGGCCCUGUUCCCUGACGAUGCUGCACCCCUUGACCUGCUGCUGGCUGAGCUCCGGGGCCGUUGGGAGGGUAUCUGCAGCCUUGCUCUGGACAGACAACAUGCCCUGGAAGAGGCCCUGCUGUUCUCAGGCCGCUUUGCAGAUGCCCUUCCUGCACUCAUGGAUUGGCUGUACCAGGCUGAGCCCCAGCUGGCAGAGGAGGGACCUGUGUCAGGGGAUCGUGACCUGGUCAACCGUCUCCUGGACCAGCACAAGGUGUUCCAGAAGGAGCUGGGCCGAAGAGCAGGCUGUGUCCGCCUCCUUAGACGCUCCAUCCGGGAGCUGACCCAGGCCAGCAGCAGCGCCGACUCCCAGUGGCUACAUCGGCAGAUGGAAGAGCUGGGACAGCGAUGGGAGCUCGUGUGUCACCUCUCUCUGGCCCGCCAGGCCAGGCUUGAGGAGGCCUUGCGCCAGGCUGAGGAGUUCCACAAGUUGAUUCAAGGUUUCCUGGAGCAUCUGUCUGAGGCUGAGAAAACCCUCAAACUGGGCCCUUUCCCAGAGGAGGAAGGAGCUGCUGAGGACUAUCAGAACCAGCUCCAGGAGCUGUUGCAAGGUCUGCAGUGCCAGCAGCUGGAGCUGGACUGCAUCACCUCCCUGGGAGAAGAGAUUCUGAGUAGCUGCCACCCUGAUGCUGUCAUCCCAGUCCGCUCCUGCCUCAGCAACAUCACCAGUCGCUUCCAUGAAGUGCUGGGCUGGGCACAGCAACAGGGCCAGAGGGUGGCUGACCAGCUUGCCACCAUGGCGGCUGAGCGGGAGGAGCUGGCCCGCCUUCUGGACUGGAUCGCCUCAGCUGAGGAGGCACUGAACCUUCGAGACCAGGAACCCCUGCCUGAGGACACCCAGAUGCUGGCCGAUCUCUCAGCUCAGCACACGGAAUUCACUGAAGAACUGAGCAGAAAGCAGCAGGAGGUGGAGGCAGCCAUGAGAAGUUGUAAAAGGAGGCUGGAGCCAUCGCCCCCUGCACCUCUACAGCCCCCACCAAGGAGAAGAGGUACAGGGAAGGCCCCACCAGGUCCCAUGGUACCACUCCUGGAGCUGCAGCCUCAGAGCCCCCUGGGAGCCCGGCUGCUUCAGCGCUGGCAGCAGCUAUGGCUCAAGGCGUUGGACCGACAGUAUCGGCUACAGGCUGCUACCCAGCACCUGGAGGAGCAAGCAGCCUUUGCACACUUUGAUUUUGGUGGAUGGCGGAAACGCUACUUGCAGUGGAUCAGCCAUAGAAAGUCCCGGCUCCUGGAUGUGUUCCGCGCCAUUGACCGUGACCAGGAUGGACGAAUCACCCACCAGGAGUUCAUUGACAGCGUCCUUGCCUCCAGCUUCCCUACCAGUCUGCUGGAGCUGAGUGCUGUGGCCAGUAUCUUUGACACCAAUGGUGAUGGAGUUAUUGACUAUGGUGAAUUUGUCAGUGCGCUACACCCUAGCCGGGACCCUCGCGGCCGGGGUCCUGAUGCAGAACACAUCCAGGAUGAGGUAAGAAGGCAAGUAUCUCAGUGUCAAUGUGCCCGACGCUUCCAGGUGGAGCAGAUCAGUGCCAACCGCUACCGAUUUGGAGAAUCCCAGCAACUUCGCCUGGUGCGGAUCCUACGAAGCUGCCUCAUGGUCCGCGUUGGAGGUGGCUGGAUUGCACUAGAUGAAUUCCUAGUCAAGAAUGACCCUUGCAGAGUAAAGGGACGAACCAACCUGAAGAUUAAUGAGAAGUUCCUGACUCCAGAUGGGACCCCAGAUCCCCCUCACAAAACCUUGUCUCGGAGCUGCUCUGCCUCUAACCUCAGUCUCUCCAGCAGCACCUCAGCCCCCAACAGCCCCCAGGCCCGAAAGUCGGUACUUCGGAGAACCAGGUCUGGGGACAGGGCACCCCGCCCCUUCAGCACCACACUGCUCACUAGUAGCACUGAUAGCAAGGCCAGAGCAGCUCUAGAGGUAUCAGUGGAAAGCAAGCCUCAAAGGGUACCUGUGGACACAGGGCAGGUACCUGACUCAGAAGGCAAAGAGCAGGCACUAGAAGCCACACAGCAGACACCAGAGGAGUCAGAACGUAUGCCCGAGAAAGCAAAAGAACAGGUAACAGAGGAGUUACAGCGGGCAUCAAAGACAGAGCAGGCAUUGGACAGCAAAGAUGAGGCACCAGAGGAAACGGAGAGGGCAGGUGGGGAGGAGGCAGAGGGGGCACUGGAGGGCACAGGACGGGUGCUGGAGAAAGAAGCACAGAAGGAACUGAAGGAGAUAAAGUGGGCACUAGAGGCAGAGUGGGCACCAGAGGACGCAAAGCAGGCACCAGGAUGGAGAGAAAGGACACUGGAGGAAGCAGAGCAGGAACCGAUGGGAAGAUCAAAGCCGCUGGAGGAGAGAGAGAAUCUACAAGAGAAGGAGACAGAGCAGGCACUGAAGGCUACAGGGUGGGUACCAGAAUGGAAGGAGAUGGCACUGGAAGGGACAAAACAGGGACCUAAGGAAGAGACAAAGGCGAUAGGGAAGGAGGCUGUAGAACAGUCACUAGAGGAAACAGAAAGGACAAAGCAGGCAGCAGAGGGUACAGAGUGGGCAGGAGAACAGCCAGAGAGGGCAGGAGAGGGCAUAGAGUGGGCAGCAGGACAGACAGAGAAGGCAUCAGAAGGCACAGGAUGGGCACCGGGACAGACAGAGCAAGAACUGGAGGUGAAAGAGCAGGUCCCCGAACAAAGGAAGAAUGAACCAGAGGAAAGCAGGAAGGGGCUGGAGAACACAGGAACACAGCCCAGGCAGAGCUGAGCCGCGGACCAACCUGGAGGCCAAUUGCUGAGGGGAAGGAGCCCAGGGCUUUUAGGGCGGGGGGUUGAGGAGGGAAACGGUGGUGGGAGUCGGGGGAAGAUGGGACCACACGCAUCACACCUCACUGCCCCCACCCCCCAGCUUUCCGGGACUGUCCGGCUGUGCUGUGGACGGGAGCGGGGAGGGGCACUGGGAGGCCUUUGGCUGGGGGAGUCUGACGGGGCGUGCCCAGCUCUUGGCAGGCUGGACGGACGUCUGUGUGUUCACAUGGCCCUGUGUAUGUAUGCCCUGCUAACAGCAGAGUAGCCCAGUGUACCAGCAGCCCUGCCUUCAGGAGCUUAUGUCUCCCGCUACCCUCACACCUCAGCAAUAAAGUUUUAU
Messenger RNA from Dromiciops gliroides (monito del monte), 9723 nucleotides. RefSeq names its product microtubule-actin cross-linking factor 1-like. Gene Ontology annotation, molecular function: calcium ion binding; structural molecule activity; microtubule binding. Gene Ontology annotation, cellular component: focal adhesion; hemidesmosome; cytoplasm. Gene Ontology annotation, biological process: cytoplasmic microtubule organization; hemidesmosome assembly; wound healing. Bases 3121 to 9342 code for a protein of 2073 amino acids. The record is from RefSeq and is a predicted model, not a curated record. Lineage: Eukaryota; Metazoa; Chordata; Mammalia; Microbiotheria; Microbiotheriidae. The transcript has 35 exons.